Molecule: messenger RNA, 402 nt
Organism: Fusarium graminearum PH-1
Lineage: Eukaryota; Fungi; Ascomycota; Sordariomycetes; Hypocreales; Nectriaceae
Exons: 1
Coding region: 1-402 (133 amino acids)
Source: RefSeq, a predicted model, not a curated record
AUGCCUUCCACUUCUUCCCACUCUUCUCGCUCUUCACGUCUUUCCUACUCCUCACGUUCUUCCCACUCUUCCUCUCACAAUAAACAGCUAGUAAAGGCCGUAUCUUCCUCUUCGUCCAAGCACCAGUCCAAGUCCCCUAGAGAGCCUGGUAUCAAGUCUGUCGCCCAGCAAGCUGAGCUAGACAUCUACCAGUCACAGAACAACGACCUCUGGAAGGAUGUCAAGCAUACCCAGGGUAAUAAAAGCACCUUAAUUCUCGCUGUCGUAGCACCGGAUCAGAGAAAGCCCAUGAAAAGACUCAUCGAGGACAAGGCGAAGCAUAAAAAGAUCCGUGAGUUCAGACCUAUUUCUAUCCAAAACGCGAUGUCUUUGACCACCAAACGCGUCUCUCCUUUCUCAUAA